AUGCUUCGCCUCUCCAUCGCCGUCCUCACCUCACCUCUCCUCCCCACGUCCGGCCCCGCCGUCCGACCCCAUCCACGUCGCCUACUCCGCCUCCGCGUCCGCUCCCUCGCCGCCGCCUCCUCGCUCUCGCCGUCUGCCCGCAGCCUCCGCCUCCUCGAAUGGGGCAAGGUGUGCGACGCCGUCGCCUCCUUCGCCGGCACUGCCCACGCCCGCGACGCCACAAAGCAACAACUGUGGGAGGUGGAAGAUGUGAGCUAUGAGCAGAGCCAGAGGCUUCUCCAGGAGACGGAGGCGGUCGUGUGGCUGCUUGACAACGCUGGUGGGGCGAUGGAUUUCUCGGGGUUGGAUACAGUUGUGAUAGAGUCAGCAAUACAUUGUGUCUCUGGGGGCGCCGUGAUAAAAGGCCUGGAAGCAAUGGCAGUCGCUAGCCUGAUGCUGUUUGUUGAAUCCUUGCAAGUAAAUAUUAAAGCUGCCAUAAAGCUGGAUGAAGGCUCCCGUAGUCGAUUAACGACACUUACAGAAACAAUUUUAGAUGCUGUCAUUAACAAAUCACUAGUGAAAUCCAUACAAGACAUCGUUGAUGAUGAUGGCUCUGUUAAAGAUACUGCAAGCCCUGAGCUAAGACGGUACCGAGAGCAAGUACAGCGGCUAGAGAGUAGGUUAUAUCAGCUUAUGGACAAGUUGAUGCGCAAUGCUGAUGAUGAAGCUUCCUUGUCGGAAGUAUGCAUUGUAAAUGGAAGAUGCUGCAUUAGAACAACCAUGGAUAAUUCUUCAUUUUUUGAUGGAUUAUUGCUCUCCAGCGGGUCAGAUGCUGGAAGCAUGAUAGAACCAAUUGCUGCUAUUCCGUUGAACGAUGAGUUGCAGGAAUCAAGAGCACUAGUGGCUAAAGCUGAACUGGAUGUCUUAUCAAAACUUACUGAUAAGAUUCUUCUUGAUCUUGAUAGCAUUCAGAAUUUGCUUCAGGAAGCAAUUAAACUCGAUAAGAUCGCAGCUCGUGCAAAAUACAGUGUAGCAUAUGAUGGAACAUUUCCUGACCUGUAUUUGCCAAACUCUGAGAAGGGAACAGUCACUAGUGCUACAGGUAGAUCUGUCGAACAAAUUUCCUCAGCUCAACUUCCUAAGAAGGCAUGGAAGCUGUACAUGCCAAAUGCAUACCAUCCACUACUUCUUCAGCAGCAUCAGGAAAAUAUCCAUCGUGCCAAAAGGGAUGUUGCAAGUGCCACAGCGGAGAUCCGGAGGAGGAGGAUAUAUGGGCAAGAUAUUGCAGAAGAUCAAUUGGCGUCGGACCUGGAUUCCAUGAAACUUAGGGUUUCCCAACUGGAGAAAGACCAACCAGUACCAGUAGAUUUUAUGAUUGCUGAAGAAACUACUGUCUUGGUCAUAACUGGCCCAAAUACAGGGGGUAAAACAAUCAGCUUGAAGACGGUUGGCCUGGCAUCAUUGAUGGCUAAGAUAGGUCUAUACAUUCUAGCUUCUGAACCAGUAAAAAUUCCAUGGUUCAAUGCUGUUUAUGCUGACAUUGGAGACGAGCAAUCUCUGACCCAAUCACUCUCUACAUUUUCUGGGCAUCUGAAGCAGAUUGGUGCCAUUCGUGCAGAGUCAACUUCAGAGUCCUUGGUCCUUUUGGAUGAGGUAGGUGCUGGGACAAACCCACUUGAAGGAGCCGCUCUGGGGAUGUCUCUUUUGGAGUCUUUUGCUGAAGCUGGCUCCUUUCUGACUCUAGCAACAACUCAUCAUGGAGAACUUAAAACACUAAAAUACAGCAAUAACUCAUUUGAGAAUGCAUGCAUGGAAUUUGAUGAAGAGAAUCUAAAGCCUACAUUCAAGAUACUGUGGGGAAUACCAGGUCGCUCGAAUGCAAUAAAUAUUGCUGAAAGGCUGGGUUUGCCUUUGGAUAUAGUAGAAAGCUCCAGGCGUUUACUUGGAACAGCUGGUGCAGAGAUAAAUGCUUUGAUAAUGGACAUGGAAAGAUUCAAACAAGAAUAUCAACAACACCUUCAGGAGGCACAAUAUCUUCUUAUGCAGUCCAAGGAGCUUCAUAACAACUUGGAACUAGCACAAAAGAACAUUGUAGACCACACUUCUGCUCAGAGAAAACGAAAGGCGAGAGUAAUUUCAGAGUAUGCUGUUAUGGCCCGUUCUAUCAUUCGUAAGAAGUUUCAGCAGUUCCAGGAAUCUGCCAUAGCUGAAAGACUGAAAGAAGAGAAGGCUGUGAAUGAUGCCAAAUCUGACAGAGUGAAGGAUCCUGUGCUGGCAAAUACUUCUGCCAUCGGAAAGACACAGAACAUAGAUACCACAUUGGGCAUGGCAACCAACGAUGAUGAAGGUGGGGUUCCGGAAGUUGGAGAUUCAGUCUAUGUUCCUAAGCUCAAGAACGAAGCUACUGUAGUCAAAAUAGAUUCGUCCAAAGAUGAAGUUCAAGUCCAAGCCGGUAUGAUGAAACUCAAACUAAAGCUGAAAGAUGUUAAGAUUCUGAAGCGGAAAGUAUCCAGAUAG
This is a messenger RNA of Miscanthus lutarioriparius, 2496 nucleotides long. The record is from the annotation of a GenBank genome assembly. Lineage: Eukaryota; Viridiplantae; Streptophyta; Magnoliopsida; Poales; Poaceae.